UUUAUAACCGUUACUUCUAAUCAUAUAUAUAGUGUAUUUACUAGUAAUGAUACGAUGUGCAACCGAUUCCCAAUGGGGAAAUUUCCCAGAAAAAUCUCAACGAUGAUUCAUUUUUCACUUCUCUACUUAACAGCUCAUAGUUAAUUAUAUUAUAAUAUAUUAUAAAUUACAUACAUAUUUAUUAUACGUAUAGUGUAUUAUAUACGUUAUAUAGUAGUGCUUGUAUUUUAUUAGUAUGACAGUCAGACAGUUCACCGUUAAGGUACCUGCCUCAUCAGCCAAUAUCGGGCCGGGUUUUGAUGUGCUUGGUAUUGGCUUGCAAUUAUACUUAACGUUGAAUGUUACUGUAGACUCAUCAAAAGAUACGAGUACUGAUCCUCACAAUGUUAAAUUGAUAUAUGAUGGAAAUUUAGCUGAAAAGGUACCAUUAGAAUCAGAUAAAAAUCUUGUAACUCAAACUGCCUUAUAUAUCUUACGAGCUAAUGGAAUUAAUAGUUUUCCAAAAGGUACUAUUAUUCAUGUUAAUAAUCCUAUUCCAUUAGGUAGAGGUUUGGGAUCUUCAGCAUCUGCUAUUGUGGGAGGUAUUCUUUUGGGUAAUGAGAUUGGAGAACUUAAAUUAUCCAAACAAAGAUUAUUGGACUAUUGUUUGUUGAUCGAAAGACAUCCUGAUAAUAUUGCAGCUGCCAUGUUAGGAGGAUUUGUGGGAUCAUAUCUUAAUGAUCUUUCACCAGAAGAUCAAGAUCAUGUGAAUGUACCCUUAGAAUAUGUGCUCCCUAAAGCUACUACCCCUAAGGAAAAGUAUAUUAGUGUUCCACCACCAGUUGAUAUUGGAGAGUAUGUUAAGUAUGACUUCAAUAAACACAUUAAAUGUGUAACUAUCAUCCCUAAUUUCGAAGUAUCUACUGAUGAUGCUCGUCAAGUACUUCCUGAUUCAUACUCCAGAAAGGAUAUUAUAUAUAAUUUACAGAGAUUAGCCAUUUUAACUACUGCUUUAACCCAAUCUGAAGUUAAUCAUAAACUUAUUUAUCAAGCUAUGAAGGAUAAAUUACAUCAACCAUAUAGAUCAGGAUUAAUUCCAGGAUUAACUAAAGUAUUAUCCAGUGUCAACCCUGAUACACAUCCCGGUUUAUGUGGGAUUUGUUUAUCAGGAGCAGGACCAACAAUUUUAUGUUUAGCUACUGAUAACUUUGAUCAAAUUGCUGAUGCUGUCAUUGCCAUUUUCAAAUCAGCUGGUGUAGAAUGUUCAUGGAAGUUAUUAGAUUUAGCUCAUGAAGGAGCCAUUGUAGAGACUGAUGUGUAAUAUAUAAAUACUAAAAGUAAUAAAAUUAGAAGUCAUUGAUGAGAGUUUUGUAGGAUCAUUUAACAUACCUUUAUUUUAGUUUAACAUAACUUAACAGUUAACACUACAUAUAAUUACAACCAACUAAAUCUACUACAAAUCUUAUACUAAUGUAAAUACUACACA
This is a messenger RNA of Scheffersomyces amazonensis, 1465 nucleotides long. It is a transcript of the gene THR1, whose product is annotated as homoserine kinase. Lineage: Eukaryota; Fungi; Ascomycota; Pichiomycetes; Serinales; Debaryomycetaceae. The transcript has a single exon. Gene Ontology annotation, molecular function: ATP binding; homoserine kinase activity. The record is from RefSeq and is a predicted model, not a curated record. Gene Ontology annotation, biological process: L-threonine metabolic process. Bases 236 to 1300 code for a protein of 354 amino acids.